Molecule: messenger RNA, 2885 nt
Organism: Neoarius graeffei (lesser salmon catfish)
Lineage: Eukaryota; Metazoa; Chordata; Actinopteri; Siluriformes; Ariidae
Product: fibronectin type III and SPRY domain-containing protein 2
Exons: 13
Coding region: 99-1976 (625 amino acids)
Molecular function (GO): protein binding
Source: RefSeq, a predicted model, not a curated record
GGGAUUUGAUGUGUUGUGCUGCUGGCGAGGGAUCGGCUGAUUACAGAACUGCACAAAACAACAAGUGGGUGUAGGGGUGUUCCUAAUAAAGUGGCCGUAUGGAUCUGUAUGAGAUGAGGGGCCCGCUGCAGGCCAUCGCCGAGGAAACCACAGCCAGUGAGGAAGACGAGGAGAAUGAAGACGAGAGUGAUGAAGAGUUUGUGAUGGUGAGAAACAGGAAGUUGAACUCUGACCCCAGUAACCCCCCUGAUGCCUGGUGUAGAGACUGCAGUGUCCCGAUACAUUCGAAACCCAGAGAACACACACACCGCCAGCACAGAGUCGACACCCUCAGCACCACCGCACAGGAGAUCAAGAGUGAGCUUGGUAAGCACAGAAGCAGUUUAGCGGAGAAGAUCACACAGAUGGAAAACUUCAUCAGCAACCUGGAGGAGAUCUUCAUCACUGUGGAGGAGAAUUUUGGGCGUCAGGAGCAGAAUCUGGAGCAGCACUAUAACGACGUGCUGCAGUGUCUGUCUCAGCGUUUCAGAGAGAACAGCGCCACCCUGCUGGACGAGAAGAAACUGAAACUGGAGGCUCUGUAUGGGCAGCUGCUGAGCUGUGGAGAAGUGCUGAUGGCGAGUAAAGAGCUGAUCGAACAUGCGCAAGAACUGCACCGCUGCGAUGACAAACACGCCUUCCUGCAGAUCGUAAUGCCCGUCAUUAAGAGGAUGGAGGAAUUUUCCAAGGAUGAGGUGGAACAUAAAGUGGGUGUGUCUCUGGACUUUGCCCCGCCCCCUUCAGACCUGACUGAGGUUAAACACAUGAUGGACUCCGUUAAUGUUGUACCAGCUCCCUCGGCCCCAGUGAUGAACCCUCAGGUGGCAAACUCAGCCUCUCCCUCAUCUCUGCGUGUGUGUUGGAGUCUGUUCUCCGAUGAUACGGUGGAUUUCUACGAACUUUACUGCAGUCAGAUCUCUGAGGACGUUGCCACGGAAACUAUGCAGGAUGUGUCGGUGUUGAGAGUGAAGGAGACUCACUGUGUGGUAAAGGAUCUUCAUCCUAAUUCUCAGUAUGAAUUUUGGGUCACAGCGACAAACACGACGGGGAUCAGUCCAGCCAGCGAGAAGGCCGUGUACAUGACCGUCCCCUCUCCUCCAGUGAUUAGAGAGUAUGAGUGUGUGAGCUGUCUGGACGCGGCGCUGAUCCGCUGGGACUCUGGAAACACAAACCCUGUGGAGUCGUACACACUGGAGCUGAGUGAGGAUGGAGAGAAGGACAACGCAGUGACUGAGUCAAUCGUGGCGAUCCCCACCUGUGAGUGUGUGGUGCAGCUGCAGCCGUGGAAACGUUACAUCAUUACUGUUCGAGCUGUGAACAUCGGUGGUGCCAGUGAAAAGUGUCAGCCAAUCAGGAUCUCCACUACAGGGACUUUUUUCCACCUGCUGAAGGAGACCGCUCACCCGAGCCUGUGUGUGUUGGAUGACGGUUUCACCAUUGUUUACCCGGACGAGGAUCUUCCUCUGAGUGACAUGGUGUUCAGCGACACCACCUUCAACAGUUGUGUAGCUGUGCUUGGUGACCUCAUUCCUGUACGGGGGCGUCACUAUUGGGAGGUAGAAGUUGAUGACUGGACAGAGUAUAGAGUGGGCGUGGCCUAUGAGGACACACAGCGCAGCUCUUUUCUUGGUGCUAAUGCUACAUCCUGGUGCAUGAGACACAUUCGCACACCCUCCAGACACAAGUACGAGUUCCUGCAUAACGGCUGGAGUGCAGAUGUGCGCAUCACGGUGCAGCCGCUGUGUGUUGGCGUGUUUCUGGAUUACGACAGCGGCGCACUCUCCUUCUACAACACACACCUGCAGCAGCACUUACACACCUUCAGGUGCUGCUUCACACACAACGUGCUGCCCUGCUUCGCCCUGGAUAAACCCGGAACACUGAGGAUACACACCGGGGUUCCGACUCCAUCAUACAUCACACACACUCACUCAUAAAAGGAUGGCUCGCAUAAUGUAACAUAGCAUGUCAAACACACACACACACACACACACACAGAGUAAUGGAAACAGAGCUGCAGGUUGUGAUUCCUGAAUGAAUCAGUACUUUUAAAGACCUCGGUUAGAGGAGUGUGAUGAAGCUCUAGUUUGAGAAUUUUCUGUCUCUAAAACCAAAUAAAAUAUCUGAUUAAAACAUCUGGAUCUGUUCUCACAGUUCAGUCCACUGGAACAAACAGUUUAAAGAAGGACUGAACUGAAUCACAGAAGGGAAUCAAAUGCAUUAAACCCAGUUUAUGGGAAUCAACAUUCGGCUCCAGGUCCCCUGUGACCCCGACACGGUGACUGAAAAUGAAUGAAUGAAUCAGUUAAUGGACAGAUUAAUGACUGAAUGAGUGUAAGGUUGAUUUACCUCAAUGGAUACCUUAAAAAAGAUUUAAUAAAAGAUACAGGCAGAGAUUUGGGUGAGGACAUGUUCUUAUCAAUGUCAAAGAGCUAAUAAUGAAUAUUAGUAUAAAUAUACAGGUGAUUGUAGGAAAUUGUGCGUGCCGAUUGUUUGAGAAAUUCGGACUAUUUCUCAAUAAUCACCUCGAGUGACUCGGCAAAAUGGCGUCUGAUCGCUUUGUCACCGUAAGUGAGGAAGAAUUACAGAUGAUGAAAGAAAAUGCUGUUCCUAAAAGCACUAAAGACGCUCCGAAGUUUGGUCUAAAAGUAUUUAAAGGGAAGGUGGGGUUGGGAUUUAUUUUAUCGAUUUCAGAACAAAGUAUUUUAUGUGACUCAGCAUAGGUAAGUGAUACACAUCUGUGCUACACCAUUAUUACAUUUACAUGAAGAUUUUUAAUUUUGAAAUAAAUUACUUUUAAUACAUAGGUGGCACGGUGGUGUAGUGGUUAGCGCUGUCGCCUCACA